CUAGUGCCCGCAGCGCGCUCACCCUCCCAGGCCACACCUGCGUUCUCACCGGCUGGCAGCCACCUGCGCCCAGCGGUCAGCCACCAGCCCGUGUGCCGCCUCCCGGCCCGCUCGCCAUGAGCGGCGUGCACCCCCUGGUCCUUUUCUCCCUGGCUGCCCUUUGCGGGCUCGGGCACUGCCGCGUGGCCAACGCGGAGGAGAAGCUCAUGGACGACCUCCUGAACAAAACCCGCUACAGCAACCUGAUCCGGCCGGCCAGCAGCUCCGCCCAGCUCAUCUCCAUCCAGCUGCAGCUCUCCCUGGCGCAGCUCAUUAGCGUGAAUGAGAGAGAGCAGAUCAUGACCACCAACAUCUGGCUGAAACAGGAAUGGACCGACAACCGCCUGGCCUGGAACAGCUCCCGCUAUGAGGGCGUGAACAUCCUGCGGAUCCCUGCGAAGCGCAUCUGGCUGCCGGAUAUCGUGCUCUACAACAAUGCCGACGGGACCUAUGAGGUGUCUCUCUACACCAACGUGGUGGUCCGCUCCAACGGCAGCAUCAUGUGGCUGCCCCCGGCCAUCUGCAAGAGCGCCUGCAAGAUUGAGGUGAAGCACUUCCCCUUCGACCAGCAGAACUGCAGCCUCAAGUUCCGCUCCUGGACCUACGACCACACGGAGAUCGACAUGGUGCUCAAGUCGCCCACGGCCAGCAUGGAUGACUUCACCCCCAGCGGCGAGUGGGACAUAGUGGCCCUCCCGGGGCGGAGGACAGUGAACCCGCAGGACCCCAGCUAUGUGGACGUGACGUAUGACUUCAUCAUCAGGCGCAAGCCCCUCUUCUACACCAUCAACGUCAUCAUCCCCUGUGUGCUCAUCACCUCGCUGGCCAUCCUCGUCUUCUACCUGCCGUCCGACUGUGGCGAGAAGAUGACGCUGUGCAUCUCUGUGCUGCUGGCGCUCACCGUCUUCCUGCUGCUCAUCUCCAAGAUCGUGCCACCCACCUCCCUGGAUGUGCCACUCAUCGGCAAGUACCUGAUGUUCACCAUGGUGUUGGUCACCUUCUCUAUCGUCACGAGCGUGUGUGUGCUGAACGUGCACCACCGCUCGCCCAGCACCCACACCAUGGCGCCCUGGGUCAAGCGCUACUUCCUACACCAGCUUCCCGCCUUCCUCUUCAUGAAGCGCCCUGACAGCAACUCCCUAAGGGCCCCCCAGCCCAGCCAGUCUCGCCUGACCCAGUCAGAGGCCACCGCUGCCACCACCUCAGCCACGGGCCCUGCCAGCUCCUCCAACCUCUAUGGGAGCUCCACAUACUUUGUGAAUCCUGCCUCUGCAGCUCCCAAGUCCCCAUCUGGCUCCGACUUGGUGGGGAACUCCAGGGAUUUCCGGAUGAGGCCUUCUGGGAGGUUCCAGCACAACGUGCAGGAGGCCUUAGAAGGCGUCAGCUUCAUCGCCCAGCACAUGAAGAGUGACGAUCAGGACCAGAGCGUCGUGGAGGACUGGAAAUACGUGGCCAUGGUGGUGGACCGGCUGUUCCUGUGGGUGUUCGUGUGCGUGUGCGUGCUGGGGACUGUGGGGCUUUUCCUGCCUCCCCUUUUCCAGACCCACAUGCCCUCGGGGGGGCCCUAG
Molecule: messenger RNA, 1607 nt
Organism: Pteronotus mesoamericanus
Lineage: Eukaryota; Metazoa; Chordata; Mammalia; Chiroptera; Mormoopidae
Gene: CHRNB4
Product: cholinergic receptor nicotinic beta 4 subunit
Exons: 6
Coding region: 117-1607 (496 amino acids)
Biological process (GO): signal transduction; nervous system process; chemical synaptic transmission
Cellular component (GO): postsynaptic membrane; synapse; neuron projection
Molecular function (GO): acetylcholine-gated monoatomic cation-selective channel activity; transmembrane signaling receptor activity
Source: RefSeq, a predicted model, not a curated record